UGGCUUGAGUAAAAAUUAGGUGCUCCAAAAUUGAUUCUUGCAGGAAAGAGUUAAAAGCGAUAGCGUUAAUCCCACUUCUCAAAUUCCGUCCUCUUUCUUCUUCCCCUUCUUCUUUAUUGUCUCCUCUUUUUAAGUUCAAAAAUUUAACUUAGCGGUAUUGGAUUGGGCAUGGAAUGGAUCCAAUAAUACGCUAGUAAAUACUAGAGAGUACAGUAUUACUACGCAAACACAAAGUGAAGCGGCAGAAUAAUUAAAAAAAAAAAGGAGCGGGUUGAAAAUCAGUUAAUUUGGGGUUGUUAGGAGGAGGACUUAUAGCUUCUAAAAUGUCUUCGGUUUCCUCAAACCCCCGAACUGUAGAAGAGAUCUUCAAAGAUUACAGCGCUCGUCGUGCCGGAAUAGUUCGUGCUUUAACAUACGAUGUGGAUGACUUUUAUGGACUUUGCGAUCCAGAGAAGGAAAAUUUGUGCCUGUAUGGUCACCCAAAUGAGACCUGGGAAGUGAAUCUUCCGGCUGAAGAAGUACCUCCAGAGCUUCCAGAGCCUGCACUCGGGAUCAAUUUUGCUAGGGAUGGAAUGAACCGUCGAGAUUGGCUCUCGUUGGUUGCUGUGCACAGCGAUUGUUGGUUGCUCUCUGUGGCUUUCUAUCUUGGUGCUAGGCUUAAUCGAAAUGAAAGGAAGCGUUUAUUCAGCUUAAUCAACGAUCUUCCAACUGUCUUUGAGGUUGUGACAGACAGGAAACCUGCAAAAGAAAAGCCCAGUGUGGAUAGUGGAAGCAGAUCUCGUGGCAGCACAAAGAGAUCAAAUGAUGGUCCGGCUAAAAGCAAUCCAAGAUUGGCAGAUGAAAGUUAUGAAGAGGAUGACGAUGAACACAGCGAAACACUUUGUGGCAGCUGUGGGGGAAAUUAUAAUGCAGAUGAGUUUUGGAUUGGUUGUGACAUUUGUGAGAGGUGGUUCCAUGGGAAGUGUGUGAAAAUUACCCCUGCUAAAGCUGAAAAUAUAAAGCAAUACAAAUGUCCAUCUUGCAGCUUGAAGCGAGGCAGGCAGUAGUUGUCACUACUCAAGGCCAACUCAGGAUCAGUGGUGUUUUGACAAAAGUAGUAUAGAAAUAUCACUUUAUAAUGUCUUUAAUGGACUUAUAUUAUGUUUGUUUGCAAUUUAGGGAACAAAAAGCUUGGCUGCUUCCCUACCAAACCCUUGCUCUGAUGCUUUGUUAUAUAGAAAUCUCUUCAUUUUAAUAGAUAUUCUUACAAUUUCAAUGGUUGGUUUUGUUGUUA
Coffea eugenioides is the source of this 1273-nucleotide messenger RNA. Its product is annotated as PHD finger protein ALFIN-LIKE 1-like. The transcript has 6 exons. Gene Ontology annotation, molecular function: histone binding; transcription coregulator activity; transcription cis-regulatory region binding. Lineage: Eukaryota; Viridiplantae; Streptophyta; Magnoliopsida; Gentianales; Rubiaceae. Bases 324 to 1046 code for a protein of 240 amino acids. The record is from RefSeq and is a predicted model, not a curated record. Gene Ontology annotation, biological process: regulation of DNA-templated transcription. Gene Ontology annotation, cellular component: nucleus.